AUGGGACACGCCUGUUCCAAAGUUGUAAAUACAACUCAUCUCACAUCUGUCGACCAUGGGUCAUUGAUACCGCAGGGUAUCUACACGGCAGAUAACGAUUAUGAUAUCAACAUUGUUCGCCAUUUAAUCAGGAAGGGCCAAUUAGCUCCUUUCUACACAGGUUUGAUUGAACCUUGCUCCAACUACAAAAAGCUUUCCUAUGAGACUGAAUGUCCCAUCUGCUUCUUGUACUAUCCUUCUAGAAUGAACAGGACGAGAUGCUGUGAUAAAUCGAUUUGCACAGAGUGCUUUCUACAGCUCCGAAGAUCUUCAUCGUCUCCGCUUGUACCUGCUGUUUGUCCCUUUUGUGUACAACCAGACCUGGGAGUAUUGUACAUUCCACCAGAAUGGAGUAAGCAUUAUACGGCUUUCAAGAAAAGAAGACUGGAUCUGUUUAAUAAUACAGAGGAAAAGAACCCAAGAAGAAAAUGGAGACUGGAUCGAGAUGAUCCGGAUGUGGUGCUCGUCGACACGAUCAGACCUAGAUGGGAGGAAAUGCUGGAGGAGAGAAGAUCUUCUGCUGUUGGUACCACCCGCCGAAGACGCGUUCAAUUGAAUAAUGGAGAGAGAGGCUCGAGAUCAGCAAGAAGAUCAUCCUCAUCUUACAACCUAGAGAGAUAUUCAUCACAGGAGAGCACGCAUACAAUCUACGAUACAUUUGCUAAUGUUGAUUUGGAAGAUAUACUCGUUAUGGAGGCGAUUCGGUUAUCCUUGGUCGCAGCAAACGCUGCACCAACUACUGACAAUGAUACACCCCCGAAUGCCACUACUCAUAAUACUACGACUACCACCACCAACAUUUAA
Mucor velutinosus is the source of this 843-nucleotide messenger RNA. Its product is annotated as Fungal_trans domain-containing protein. The coding region runs from base 1 to 843 and encodes 280 amino acids. The record is from RefSeq and is a predicted model, not a curated record. NCBI's taxonomy places the organism in Eukaryota, Fungi, Mucoromycota, Mucoromycetes, Mucorales, Mucoraceae. The transcript is spliced from 4 exons. Gene Ontology annotation, cellular component: cytoplasm.